Molecule: messenger RNA, 5282 nt
Organism: Sardina pilchardus (European sardine)
Lineage: Eukaryota; Metazoa; Chordata; Actinopteri; Clupeiformes; Clupeidae
Gene: loxl4
Product: lysyl oxidase-like 4
Exons: 15
Coding region: 54-2480 (808 amino acids)
Biological process (GO): peptidyl-lysine oxidation; collagen fibril organization
Cellular component (GO): membrane
Molecular function (GO): copper ion binding; protein-lysine 6-oxidase activity
Source: RefSeq, a predicted model, not a curated record
UUCCUUCCACCCAGCUCUGCUGUGCCCUUCUCAGGCCUCUUCCCGCCACCGAGAUGCUGCUGCUGGACUUCUUCCUCUGCUCGCUCUUCUUCUUCGCAGUGAACGUGCACGCGGUGCCGCGCUCACCCAGUCGGACUGCACGCGCUCCCGAGCUGAAAGUGCGUCUAGCGGGAGUCGGGCGUCGGGAGAAUGAAGGUCGCGUGGAGGUGCUGCAUAACAGCACGUGGGGCACCGUGUGCGAUGACGAAGUAGACAUCAAACUCGCCAACGUGGUGUGCCGCGAGCUGGGUUUCCAGAGCGGCGUCACGUGGGCGCACAGCGCCAAAUACGGAGAAGGAGACGGGCCCAUCUGGAUGGACAACGUCCGCUGCGACGGCACGGAGAAGUCGGUGAAGGACUGCCGGCAUAACGGCUGGGGCAUCAAUGACUGCAAGCACACCGAGGAUCUGGGCGUGGUCUGCACCCCGGAGCGCCGGCUCGACCAAUCGCACGCUGGGGCAGGGCAGGGGCGGGGUCACUCCAUCGCCCUGAGGCCCAACAUCAGAGCGGCGCAGCAGUGGCAGGACAUCUACUCCAAUCAGAGGUCUCCUGCGUAUCUAGGCAAUGGCCACGCCCCCGACACGCAACAGAGAGGCCACUUUACCCGCCCACAGCCCACCGGCCAGUCGUCCAGUAAGGUGCGGAUUGAGGAGGUGCGCCUGCGUCCCGUGCUGAUGUCCACUAAGCGGCGGACUCUGGUGACGGAGGGCGUGGUGGAAGUGAAGCAUGCUGGGAGAUGGCGGCAGGUGUGCGAUAAGGGGUGGACCCUAAACAGCAGCAGAGUGGUGUGUGGGAUGCUGGGAUUCCCCGACGUAGAGCAGCCCAGCUACAGCACAUACAAGAAGAUCUGGGAUCGUAAAGUAAAGGAUCCGUCCACCAGGCUGAGCAUGAUGGCCAAGAAGAAGGGCUUCUGGGUGGAGAAGAUCAGCUGCGUGGGAACGGAGCCGAGCCUGGCCGAGUGCCGCACCAAGCUGUCCAUCCCCCGUAGCUCCUCCCCCUGCCAGAGCGGACGCUACGCGGUGGCGCGCUGUGUCCCUGGAGCUCAGUUCGCACGCAUGUCGUCAGGACGACCACAGGCACCACAGCCCCGACAGACGGCGGUGCGUCUGAAGGCCGGUGCCCGGCUGGGCGAGGGGCGUGUGGAGGUGCUGCGCGAGGGCAAGUGGGGCACGGUGGUGGACCACCUGUGGGACCGCAUCACCGCCAGCGUGGUGUGCAGGGAGAUGGGCUACGGCACCGCCAAGGAGGCGCUCACUGGAGCCUACAUGGGCCAGGGUACUGGUCCGAUCCAUAUGAACUCUGUGCAGUGCCAUGGCUCUGAGCGCUCCAUCCUGGACUGCCUCUUCCAGGAAGUGCCCCUCUGGACUUUCAAACACACACAGGAUGCUUCGGUGCGCUGCAACGUACCUCAGACCGGCCUGGAGACCACAGUGCGUCUGGCGGGAGGCCGUGAGCCAGGUGAGGGGCGUGUGGAGGUGCUGAUGGAGGCGGGGGGGCGUAAGCGCUGGGGCGCCGUCUGCAGUGAGAACUGGGGCAUCAACGAGGCCAUGGUGGUGUGUCGCCAACUGGGAUUCGGCUUUGCAGCGCGCGCCUACGAGGACACGUACUACUGGUCUGGGGACCCUGCAGCUAGUGAGGUUCUCCUGAGUGGAACCCACUGUGUCGGAACCGAGCUCUCCAUCCAGCACUGCAGGAGGAACCAGCACACACACUGCCCUCGCGGAGGAGGAACUAGAUCUGCCGGCGUCACCUGCACUGAGACGGCCCCAGACCUGGUGGUGGACGCCCAGCUGGUGCAGGAGUCGGCGUACCUGGAGGACCGUCCGCUGCACCUGCUGACGUGUGCCCAGGAGGAGGGCUGCCUGUCGUCGUCGGCGGCGCGCAUGCACUGGCCCUACGGCCACCGCCGCCUCCUCCGCUUCUCCUCCCGCAUCAUGAACCUGGGCCGCGCCGACUUCAGACCACGCGCCACACGCGAGUCCUGGACCUGGCACCAGUGCCACCGACACUACCACAGCAUUGAGGUGUUCACACACUACGACCUGCUGACGCUAAACGGCACUCGGGUAGCUGAGGGCCACAAAGCCAGUUUCUGUCUAGAGGACACUUUCUGCCCAGAGGGUCUUCGUAAGCGCUUCACCUGCUACAACAUGGGGGAUCAGGGCAUCUCCGUCGGUUGCUGGGAUACGUAUCGUCAUGACAUCGACUGUCAGUGGGUGGACAUCACAGACAUUCCGCCCGGUGAUUACGUUUUCCAGGUGGAGGUUAACCCUUCGUUGGACAUGGCGGAGUCGGACUUCAUGAAUAACGUCUUGCGCUGUCGCUGUCGAUAUGAUGGCCAAAGAGUCUACAUGUACGGCUGCCAUGCAGGUGAUGCCUACAGUGCUGAUAUUGAAGAUCUGUUUGAACAUCAGCGUCAGAUCACCAACAACUUCAUCUAGAGCCUCCCUCUACACAGCUGUGUGUGUGUGUGUGUGUGUGUGUACAAAUGUGUGUGUGUGCGAGUGUGUUUGUGCGAGUGUGUGUGUGUGUGUGUGUGUUUGGGAGUGUAUGUAUGUAUGUGUGUGUGCUUCACGCAACACACUAUUUAAAAGGACGGCAGGGUUACGUCUGUGCUCUGAUGUCAUCAGCGUGCGACGCCCCUAAACCUUGACUCAUCUGGGCUCCUGGGCUGCAUUAGGAGUUUCUGGCCUGUCUCCUUGACCUGUCCACUUGCCCUCUGGAGGUCAAAAGGUCGAGGACAUGAGGGCAAGUUUGUAAGGACUUAAGAAAAGACAACCACAGUGUUACGAGGGUCCAGCUCUACUUAUGCUGAUGGGAAAGCAGGUCUAAUUGACAUGUGUCACGUUGAUUGAUGGUUGUUACCCGGGGCAACGUAUUGUGGGACUUCGCUAUCGCCUCUCCUUUAUUAUGGGAUGCUUCUGUGUGCUAACAGAGAUUUGAAAGGAAGCAGUAAAGCAUCGUUCCUAAGCGUGUAGGGCAGCGGUUCCCAAACUUUUCCCCCCACGUACCACCUUCUACGUCCUGACUCGGCUUGCGUACCCCUGCCAUCUAACACAUUCAAAAGUACACAUUCUAUUGACGCCUUCCAGGCAUCAUGUUUAAUAAACCACCUCUUUUUUUACAUGAAAACGUAGCCUACUAUAGAGUUUACAAAUUAUUUUCUUCAAUGUCAUGUUUCCAUAUCGUUAUAACCGAUUUUAAAAUGAUUUAUUUAUUCAUGAGUUAAUUACAGAAAAUGUUAAAAGUUUAUUUUUAACACCUUUCCGCCACAGCCCUUUUCAUCUGGCGUACCCCCUAGAAGCAGCUCGCACCUGUACCACCGGUGGUACGUGUACCAUAGUUUGGGAAUCGCUGGUGUAGAGAAUCCUGGCAGCUCUUACAGGCCUUCCUAAAUACAGUAUAUCCAGGUCAUCUCAUUCCAAGAGGAAUCUUCCUCAGCAGAGAAGACUUUCUGAAUGCAGCCCUGGUCUCCAUUGGCAACAAACCAUAUUGUUUUCCCAUCGUCAGUUACCAGGCAUGGAGUAUUAUGGGAUUACUGCCACGAACAGUGAUGGUUAUGCCUAAAUCUGUCUCUUUCUCACGCACACACACACACACACACACACACACACACACUUGACUUUCCCUCCUCCUUCCUCUGCUUAGUGUCUUAUAGAAGUUAUAAAAGUUAUACACUUAUAAACUUUUGAAGUUUAGAGACUUUUUAACGGUUAGAAACUUUUAAUGAGUUUAAACACCAAAAAGCAGACAAGGCCAGAGGACUUCACAUCUGGUCUUUGCUGUGUGUGUGUGUGUGUGUGUGUGUAUGUGUGUGCGUGGCCCCUAUUGUCAAAGUUAUGCUGUGUGUGUGUGUGUGUGUGUGUGUGUGUGUGUGUGUGUGUGUGUGUGUGUGUGUGUGUGUGUGUGUGUGUGUGUGUGUGUGUGUGUGUGUGUGUGUGUGUGUGUGUGUGUGUGUGAAUGUGUCUGGGUGCAGGCAUGUGUGAAAGGGUUGUGUGUCCGUAUGUCUGUUAUCACACUACAACACACAGCCAAACUGUGUGUGUAUGUUGAUAAGUUUUGAUGUUGCACGUUUUUGUGCGUGGUGCUAUCAGACCUGAUAAAUCGCUGUAGCUGUGACAUUUCCUGUUUGCUGUCCAUGCUUAGGCUAGCGUCGCUGCAGUUAGCAAAGUCCUGGCUAGUGCCACUACAGUUAGCAAUAUCUUUACAAGUGUCGCUACAGUUAGUGAUGUUUAAGCUAGUUUUGCUACAGUUAGUGAUAUUUUGGCUAGUGUCGCUACAUUUAGCGAUGUUUUGGCUUACGUUGCUACAGUUAGCGAUAUUUUGGUUAGUGUCACUACAGUAAGCGAUGUUUUGGCCAGUGUUGCUACAAAUAGUGAUGUUUUGGCUAGUGUCACUAUAGUUAACAAUAAUUUGGCCACUUCAGAUGAUGUUGCCUCAGAGUGUCGACUAGCAUUGUCCUACCUAGCUUUCCACUGGCUAGCAUUUCCUCCGCUAGCACUGUGUGAGCUAGAGUUGCUUUGGCUAAGGGAGAGAUGCACUUUAUCUGAAGAUCUGCAGUAAGCCCCCCCCCCCCUCCCCCCCUCCCCCAGAGACAUGAGCUCUGGAUUUAUUUAAGAAACUCCAUUGUGCUUCACCCUGCUAGCGCACUGGGGUGCUAUCUCGGCUUGUACAUGCUAACUUGCUAACAUGCUCAUGGUUAAUUUAUUUUAUGCUCGGCUCAGCUACGGCUAAUAUGGCAAUGCGCUUCUCAAAGGGUGCCUGACAAGUUGCCCGAAACAGAGUGGAGAAUGCAGUAUCCAGGGCUAUAAUGAGAGAGAGAGACAGAGAGGCAGAGAGAGAGAGAGAGAGAGAACAUAAAGAAAGGGAUGACUGAGAGGGUGUGUGUGGUAGCUGAGUGUUAGACAGAGAAAGAGAGAGAGAGAGAAAGAAUGGGUUUGUGGUCUGUAAAGACAGCAGUAAUUGGGAUUGUCUAGGCCUUGUGCAUGUGUGUGUGUGUGUGUGUGUGUGUGUGUGUGUGUGUGUGUGUGUGUGUGUGUGUGUGUCUGUCUGUGUGUGGGAUUGUCUACAGUCGCCAUCUCAGUGGCUCUUGCAAGAGACCUGGAAAACAUAUCUUAAACACAUUCAUUACAGCUGUGUGUGUGUGUGUGUGUGUGUGUGUGCAUGUGUGUGUGUGUGUGUGUGUGUGUGUGUGUGUGUGUGUGUGUGUGUGUGUGUGUGUGUGUGUGUGUGUGAAAAUGUCU